Messenger RNA from Drosophila sechellia, 501 nucleotides. Its product is annotated as zinc finger protein GIS2-like. The coding region runs from base 163 to 378 and encodes 71 amino acids. The transcript has 2 exons. Gene Ontology annotation, molecular function: nucleic acid binding; zinc ion binding. NCBI's taxonomy places the organism in Eukaryota, Metazoa, Arthropoda, Insecta, Diptera, Drosophilidae. The record is from RefSeq and is a predicted model, not a curated record.
UAAGGUGAUGCUUGCACAUGGAAUAAAAAUGGAUGAUGAAGAAUUGGUGGCGCUCCUCAUUGAAGGUAUUCCGAAUCAAAUGCUACGUAACCAAGCCCGUAUCCAAUGCUUUGAAGAUAUCCAGCACAUAAAGCGGGCAUUUGCGGAAGUGAAACUACCGAAAUGGAUGAAACAGACAAGAAGGUGGCAUCGGUGAACAAUAAUAGCAGCACACUCUUGCGUUGUUACAAUUGCAAUUCGAAGGGACACUGGGCCAAAGAGUGCAGGAAGCCAAAGCGCGUAAAAGGGUCAUGCUAUGCCUGUGGUGAGAUGGGGCACUUUGCAGCAAAGUGCCUGAAAAACAAGAAUGGGGAUGAAAACAAUUACCAUGCCUCAUAGACACGGGAAGCCCCAUUUCGUUCAUAAAAAUUAGUAAAGUACCUAAAGAUGUUAUUGAAGUACCAGUUUUAAGUUCAUUUUACGGAUUAAACAAAAGUUCCUUGAAAACAUAUGGAAAAAUAU